GCCAAUAGGCUACUUGCAGUUCCUCCAAAUUCUGAUGAGCUUUUGUGGGUUCUUUGGGAAUUUUGUGCUAUUUCGAGGUCUGAUUCAGGUCGCCAAGCAUUACUAACUCUUGGAUUCUUCCCUGAGGCAGUAUCAGUUCUGUUGAGUUCUCUCUCUUCUUACAAUAACCUUUAUUCAAUCAUGACUAAAAAUGGAGGGUCUCCUUUGGGCCAUGCCAUCUUCCAUUCGGCUGCGGAAAUUCUUGAAGUUCUGGUUGCAGAUUCAACUGCUUCAUCACUUAAAUCAUGGAUUGGAUUUGCUAUCAAUCUCCACACGGCUUUGCAUUCAUCUUCUCCUGGAUCAAACAGGAAAGAUGCUCCAACAAGAUUACUGGAAUGGAUUGAUGCUGGUGUUGUGUACAAGAGAAAUGGUGCUGUUGGGCUUCUCUGUUACUCCGCUAUUUUAGCUGCUGGUGGAGAUGCUCAUCUUUCAUUAGGAAAUGUGCUUGUGUCAGAUUCAAUGGACGUUGAGAAUGUAAUUGCAGAUUCAAAUAAUACUGCAGAUGGUCAAGUCAUUGAUAAUAUUCUGGGUAAGCUUGUUGCAGAUAAAUACUUUGAUGGAGUUGCUUUGUGCAACACAUGUGUUGUUCAAUUAACAACAGCUCUCCGCAUUUUGGCAUUCAUUUCGGAAGAUAAGGUGUAGCUUCAUCCUUUUUUGAAGAAGGCGCAAUCAAUGUUUUAUAUGUAGUCCUGAUGAACUGCAAGUCUAUGCUUGAACGCUUGUCUAACAGUUAUGUUAAGUA
This is a messenger RNA of Oryza brachyantha (malo sina), 781 nucleotides long. RefSeq names its product protein virilizer homolog. The record is from RefSeq and is a predicted model, not a curated record. Bases 181 to 681 code for a protein of 166 amino acids. Gene Ontology annotation, cellular component: RNA N6-methyladenosine methyltransferase complex. Lineage: Eukaryota; Viridiplantae; Streptophyta; Magnoliopsida; Poales; Poaceae. Gene Ontology annotation, molecular function: RNA binding. The transcript has 5 exons.